Messenger RNA from Phytomonas sp. Hart1, 237 nucleotides. The record is from the annotation of a GenBank genome assembly. Lineage: Eukaryota; Euglenozoa; Kinetoplastea; Trypanosomatida; Trypanosomatidae.
AUGGCUGACCUUAUCCCCUUACAUCUCACUAAUGAUGUUAAUAAAUGUAAAAGGAAAAGGGCAGGUUCGUGUGUUGAAUACAAAACUAAAUCUCCGCCAUUUUUUAUCACAAAUAAUCGCAACGAUCACCCCGCAAAGAAGAAAAGUAGAAUCCCAAUAGUAGAAAUGAGCUCAAAGCGGCGUACCGUGAGUUAUUCCUGCUAUUGUGAACGCACCCUUUCCUCGAUGGCAAAGUAG